Molecule: messenger RNA, 1090 nt
Organism: Acipenser ruthenus (sterlet)
Lineage: Eukaryota; Metazoa; Chordata; Actinopteri; Acipenseriformes; Acipenseridae
Product: mid1-interacting protein 1-like
Exons: 2
Coding region: 229-693 (154 amino acids)
Biological process (GO): regulation of lipid biosynthetic process
Cellular component (GO): cytosol
Source: RefSeq, a predicted model, not a curated record
GCAGCUGCGUCUUUUUAUGGAAUUUGCAGUCGGUGGGGAGACCGGGUGUUUUGAGGCUGGGACGCAGUAUAUAAGGAAGACUGGCGGUGCAUUCGGUUACUGUUUAACAACGGUCACUUAGAAAACCCUCCAAACAAUUCACCCCUGACAACAACAAUCGGAACAUCCCCCUAGAAUACCCAGGUUUCAGCCCAUAUAUAUUUUUAAAGCAACAUAAAGCCUCCCAAGAUGAUGAUGAUGCAAAUGAACAGCGAGUGCAUUAACCCCAAGCACUCCCUCCUCAAUGUCAUGAACAAGUUCAUCGCCGCCACCAACAACAUGGACGAAACAGUCAUGGUUCCCAGCCUCCUGCGGGACGUGCCUCUGGAAGAGGAAGACCCCAAACUCAACAACAACAUCAUCUGCCCCAGCAAGCAGGGCGACAUGUACGAGCACUACCUGCUGCUGAAAUCCAUCAAGAGCGACAUGGAGUGGGGGCUGCUCCGCAGAGAGAUGAACGGGGGAGCCGGCUUCCUGGAGAUGGCUGUCAAAAGCGGGGAAGAGAAUUCUGCUGAAGACGGAGCUGAUCUGGAGCAGCAAUUCCAUUACCACCUGCGGGGGAUCUUCGGGGUGCUCUCCAAACUGACUGUCAUGGCCAAUCGCUGCACUAACCGCUACAAGCGUGAGAUCGGAGGCAGCGGUUGCAUGGCUUAGCGGGACAGGAGGCUGGCUGGCUCUCAAAAGGACUUUGCUUCUUUGCACGAGUGGUGAGGCUGAUGGCGCACUGACGAAAGAAUCGCUUUCCAAGGGUGAUAGUUGAUGUGGUGUGAGGGGAAGCUUGUCUCGAUGUUCAGCCCACUCCCAUAAGCACCGUAAACUGCACUCCUACCCACGAAUACAUUCCCGGUCUGAAACCAGACCGGCGCAGCAAUGGACCUGCAGGAUUCUUUUUCUGCAUACCCGUAUAAAAUAUGCUGUAGUACUACCCACAAUCUUAAAGGCUGUUUAGUACUCUGGUGUAUUUCAAAUGGGCAGCUUGAACUGGUAUGGUUUUGUUAAAUUUAUCCAAUCAAAUUAAUAAAUAAAUGACCCCAAAAAACAUAAUUCCAUA